Messenger RNA from Rotaria sordida, 651 nucleotides. Lineage: Eukaryota; Metazoa; Rotifera; Eurotatoria; Philodinida; Philodinidae. The record is from the annotation of a GenBank genome assembly.
AUGAUUUACUUUCUUAAUGAACUAAUCAAGGAUUUUAAUAUAAGAUAUUCCGAUGGAUUUAUAUUACGUAUUCAUCAUGAUAAUACAAUUAAUGCAACGGAUGUUAUUUGUCCUUAUGAAUGUAAACAUCCGAAUGUUGAUUUUUGCAAUAUGAUGCACAAACUUUAUAUUCCACCGAAAGUCUGGCGAUUUGUACCUGCUGGACAUCCACUCGUAGAUAUCAUAAUGAGUCGCGAUCUUGAUUCGACAUUAACAGCACUUGAACGUGUCGCUGUUGAUGAUUAUAUAUCCAUACCGGGUGGUAUGUGGGGUUUUCGACCAUCAUUGAAUCGAAAUUUAUCUCGUAUUUUACAUUAUAAAAUUCAUGAUCAAACUCUAAUCAAACGUUUUGAUGGCAUUUAUGAUCAAGUAUUUCUUAGAAAACAUGUUUGGCCAUUCGACAGACAAAGCGCUGUGGCACAUGAUACUUUUCUUUGUAAAAGAGAUUUUGGACAUAUAUCAAGACCAUUUCCAACACAACGACCAUCCGCAUAUGAAACGAACUGUGUAGUAGGUUGCAGUCGACCAUAUUGUGGUCAUGGAAUUUUAUCGUUUGAACAAUGUCCAAUAGAAUGUCGACCGAAAGAUCAUCCAGAAUGGCUCUAUUGUUAA